AUCCUACAAUCGAACAAAAAUAUACGAGUGCUAAACAACAACGAAAAUGCUUAUCUUGCUGUCGACGCUGAUAGCGCUUUCGAUUGGACUGGCCGUGUACGUUUACCAACAGUUCGCGAACCGGCUAUACUAUGCGGCAAAGAUUGGAGGUCCUAAGGCUUAUCCCAUCGUAGGGAAUUCGAUCCGCUAUGGCACCAAAUCACCGGCAGAUUUUCUUCUGGAAGUGCAGAAAUCGAACGCAGAAUGUGGAAAGUGCUACCGAUUGUGGAUUGGGCCGGAUUUGAUUUUCCCAGUCACCGAUGCCAAACUUGUGGAGGCCCUCCUUAGCAGUCAAAAAUUCCUGGACAAAUCGGUGCAGUACGACUUCAUUCGCCCUUGGUUGGGCGAUGGAUUGCUCACCAGUACCGGCCGGAAAUGGCACUCACGACGCAAGAUUAUCACUCCGACCUUUCACUUCAAGAUCCUGGAGCAGUUUGUCGACAUUUUCGAUCAACAGAGCAACAUCUUCGUUCAGCAGCUCAAGUCAGUCGCAGCCAGUGGAGAGGACUUUGAUGCAUUUCCAAAGGUUACCCUAUGUGCACUGGAUGUAAUAUGUGAAUCGGCUAUGGGAACAACGGUCAACGCACAGCUCAACUCGGACUCGGCAUACGUGAGAGCUGUAAAAGACAUGGCCACCGUUGUUAUGGCUCGGUCGUACAAAGCCUUCGCCCGGUUUGAUUUCACGUUUUAUUUUACCCCUUAUCGAAAGAUGCAAGAUAAGGCUUUGAAAAUCCUCCACGAUUACACGGAUAGCGUUAUCCGGUCGCGUCGCCAAGAGCUAACACAAGCGGCCAGUCAAAAUGGUAAAUCCACAGACGAAAACGAAAAUGACGUUGGAAUUCGCAAGAAGACGGCCUUUCUGGAUAUGCUGCUGCAAGCCAGGGUGGAAGGGCGACCAUUGAAUGAUUUGGAUGUCCGUGAGGAGGUUGACACUUUUAUGUUUGAGGGUCAUGACACUACUACCUCGGCCAUAUGCUUCUUGAUAGGAAUCUUAGCGAAACAUCCGGAUGUACAGCAGAAAGUCUACGAAGAAGUUCAGACCGUGAUUGGCGACGAUCCGACCACGCCUAUCACUUUGUCGAAGUUGAACCAACUCAACUACCUCGAUUUGGUGAUUAAGGAAACCCUUCGUUUAUACCCUUCUGUACCGAUCUUCGGCCGGAAACUGUUAGACAAUCAUGAAAUCAAUGGAACUGUAUUCCCAGCCGGAUCGAACCUGGUUAUUUUCCCAUACUUUAUGGGUCGUGAUCCGGACUAUUUCGAUAACCCGCUGGAAUUCCGACCGGAACGGUUUGCCGUCGAAACGUCGGCCGAUAAAGCAAACCCCUACCGCUAUGUUCCGUUCAGUGCCGGACCGAGAAAUUGCAUCGGGCAGAAAUUUGCCGUAGCGGAAAUUAAAAGCUUGAUCAGUAAAACCUUGCGCCACUAUGAGCUGUUACCUCCGAAGCAGCCCAAAUCGGAGAAAAUCAUCGCCGAGAUGGUGCUAAGACCGGAAGGAGGCAUUCCAGUGAGAGUGAAGAAACGGGUUCUGUAAACCGGGAAUGAAGGUGUUUGACUUGUUAUACUGACAU
Messenger RNA from Ochlerotatus camptorhynchus, 1610 nucleotides. Its product is annotated as cytochrome P450 4d1-like. The record is from RefSeq and is a predicted model, not a curated record. The coding region runs from base 47 to 1573 and encodes 508 amino acids. NCBI's taxonomy places the organism in Eukaryota, Metazoa, Arthropoda, Insecta, Diptera, Culicidae. The transcript is spliced from 6 exons. Gene Ontology annotation, molecular function: iron ion binding; heme binding; oxidoreductase activity, acting on paired donors, with incorporation or reduction of molecular oxygen.